GCUAAGGCAAGCCGGAGGGGACUAAGUUAUUGGGCAGACCCCACUUUGCCUUCCAGAAAGGGGGCGUGGGGAAGGAGGAGAGAAAGGUUGUUGCAGACUCGGGGAAAACGCCUUCGCCCGCCUCGCGUUAGUAGCUGUCCCCCAUCCAUCACGUUCCCCUGAUUGGCUCGUAGUUGCACUUUCUGUCUAUACACCGGAUCAUGAGUAGGCGCCCCCCGCUCCCGUCAUGAGCCGGGUCUGGCGGUCAUGAGAUCUUAUAAAGAAUCAAUCAGAGCCUUGGAAUUAGUUCUGUCCCUGAAGAAUAUUUAGUGACAUUUACCUUCCGGUACCUGAGUGUGGCCUGAGGUUCACUUCACAUUUAGGGUGGCAAAACCACAUUGCUCAGGUGUGGAAAAAAAUAAUCUCACCCCACGUGUAGACACAGCUAGGUCAAUGCAAGACCUCUUCUGUCAACCGAACUGCCAUUUCUCAAAAUAGAGUAUUCCUGCACUAAAGGGAAAGCCCCUUCAUUUGGAGUAGGCUGUGUCAACACUCGUCCCUGUAGUGAAGACAUGGACUUACUCAUUGUGCUCAUGCUAAUUAAAGCAAACAACUUAUUUCAGCACUGAAAAGAAACACCUGUAGAGUUUUGUUCAUGGUUGUCUUCUGUAACAAGGAAGUAAAAUAUUAUCAACAAAAGAAUUAGUAAACAUAUAUUUAAGAUGGAGUAAGGAAAUUAGUUUAGGCCACUAUAUGGUAGUGCUCCCUAGAUUGCUGAGAGUGAAAUACUCAGCACUGAACCCAUUAAACAGAAAGAAUGAAACUGAGAGACACAAUAUUAAUCCUCAAAUACUUUCUAAACAUCUUCAAUGGAAUUUUCUUGGUUUUAGGUUUUUUGCUUAUGACGUUUGGCAUAUGGCUUCUAUUUGACAGAGACCAUUUAUUCGCUGUUUUAUCUUUCACAGGUGAGAACCACUUGGUAACAUACAUUUCUUUUAUGUUGGUUGGUGUUGGAUCGAUCAUUGGUUUUAUAUCAUUUUUUGGAUUCCUAGGAAGCUUUAAAGAAAUCAGAUGGUUACUAAUUCUGUAUCUGGGACUCAUAACUCUUCUGCUUGGUCUCCAAGCUGCAAUUCCAGUUCUGAUAUAUUUAAGAAAAGAAGAGGUCCAGACUAUGUGGAAUGACAGAAUUGAUGAAGUAAUUUCUAACUAUGGGAACAAAAAUCUGACUGGAAGAGAACAUGAGUGGUAUAUUCUGCAUGCUGUGCAGGAAACUCUGGAAUGUUGUGGCAGACACAAUUCUACAGACUGGAAAAAGAAUGAAAAUAAAGAACAUGCAGAUCAGGUCCCAUGUUCAUGUAUAAAGUCUAAUAGGAAGGAAUGGUUUUGUGAUGCCCCAGGGAAUGAAGUGUACAGUAAGGGAUGUGACGAGUAUAUUAAUGUAUGGUUUGAAAACAACACAUUGGCCUUAAUCAUAAUUAAUAUUGCACUGCUAACUAUAGAGGUUCUCCUGUUCAUACUAAGUGUAUUGCUGUUCAAAAACAUCAAGAAGAAUAAAAUUUCACUAAUGGAAUCAUGAAAGAUUUUUGAUAUUGUUAUACAGGCAGUCCCCGAGUUAUGCAGAUCCAACUUAUGUUGGAUCCGUACUUACGAAUGGGGCUUUUCUCGCCCCGGAGA
This is a messenger RNA of Pelodiscus sinensis (Chinese soft-shelled turtle), 1653 nucleotides long. RefSeq names its product tetraspanin 19 (gene TSPAN19). The record is from RefSeq and is a predicted model, not a curated record. Gene Ontology annotation, cellular component: plasma membrane. NCBI's taxonomy places the organism in Eukaryota, Metazoa, Chordata, Testudines, Trionychidae.